AUGGGUUUAUUAGAAUAUUAUUUCUUUAUAUUGGGUAUAUUAUUUUAUUGUUUGAGACCCUGCUCAUCAUUUUUGACAGUAAAAAAUGGAAAUUGGUGUUUAAGAAAUAAUAUAUUAAGAGAAAAAAAAAGCAAAUUACGGCUUCAUUUAAUUUCAUCAAAAGUUAGUGAAAAUGAUUUGAAAAUUGUGAUGUACCCAAAUCCUGUUCUUCGACAAAAAAGUGAAGAAGUUCUUUAUUUUGACGACAACUUAAAGAAUUUGGUAAGACGAAUGUUUAAGACAAUGUAUGAAAGUAAAGGAAUUGGAUUGUCAGCCCCUCAAGUUAAUAUCAGUAAACGAAUAAUUGUUUGGAAUGCAUUAUAUGAAAAAAGAGAUGAAAAGAAUGAACGAGUAUUUAUUAAUCCAUCAAUAAUACAAGAAAGUGCAAUAAAAAAUAAAUUAGUAGAAGGAUGUUUGUCAUUUCCAGAUAUUGAAGCUAAAGUAGAAAGACCAGCUAUUGUUUCGAUUAGUUAUUAUGAUAUAAAUGGCAACAAACAUUUGAAAGUUUUAAAAGGAAUACAUGCCCGUGUUUUUCAACAUGAAUAUGAUCAUCUUAAUGGUGUUUUGUUUAUUGAUAGAAUUACUCAAAGUGAAAAACAAAAAAUUAAAGGGAAAUUGAAUGAACUAGUAAAAGAAUUCAGAGCUGAAUAUACAGAGGAGCCAGCAAUUUAA
Messenger RNA from Plasmodium vinckei vinckei, 711 nucleotides. RefSeq names its product peptide deformylase, putative. Bases 1 to 711 code for a protein of 236 amino acids. Gene Ontology annotation, cellular component: mitochondrion. NCBI's taxonomy places the organism in Eukaryota, Apicomplexa, Aconoidasida, Haemosporida, Plasmodiidae. The transcript is spliced from 2 exons. Gene Ontology annotation, molecular function: peptide deformylase activity. Gene Ontology annotation, biological process: peptidyl-methionine modification. The record is from RefSeq and is a predicted model, not a curated record.